ACCGUGGAGGGGGACCACGCACCCAUUUGCAGAUGAGGAGACUGAGGCCCCAAUCCCUCGGUUCAUCAGGGGGGUCUAUAUCCUUAAGUCUUGGCGCCCGUCGUCUCAUUCUGCUCUCACAGCAGCCCCGGAGCUGUUCUGUGGGGUUCUCGUCUUACAGCAGUGACACUGAGGCACGGGGAGGUGGCCGUAGGAAAAGACCCCUGACAUCUGACCUUAUGAAGCAUCUGCUUUGUGCCAGGCACUUUAAUGUGCGCGGUCACGCUCUCCAGUCCUUUGCGUCGGGUGCUGUUAUGAGCCCAUCUUACAACUGAGGGAUUUGAGGUGCAGGACUCGGCUAAAAUCACACAGUCUGCAGGUGGCAAAGAUGGGACUUGAAUCCAUGUUUGACCCCAAAACUCGAGGCUCGACCAUCCGAGAGAGAGGCGAGCACUUACCGCAGGACAAGCACAGAUGAUUCUCCUCUGAGCCAGGACUCCACACCCAGACCUCUCCUGCUCUUUGCUCUGGAAUGUUCAGGGCAUAAGCUCCUCUCCCUGACCCUAUUUCCUCCAUGGGUGAAUUUCCUGUGGAAGGAAUGGUGAGCAGGAGUCUGGAGCCUUUCCCUGCCCAGCUUUCCAUCCCACUGGAGGGUGACAGUGAUGAGUGACAGUUGCCUGUCCUGGGACCUGUCAUCCCCAAGGAGAUGCCAGAUAAAACCUUCAGGGAAAAACCAAAAUCAGCUACUGCCACAGACAGCCUUGACUUCCCUAUCUUGAGGCCCAGGACACCAGUUGUCACUUCGCAAAACAGCCUUUCCCACAGAGCCAGCCCACGUUGUGGUUGAACAGAAUUGGCUUGUUGCUUCUCGGUUCUGGUGUCCACAAAAGUGGAGCUGACUUUUUCCCAUGCCACAAAAAUAGGCAUUCACAUGGAAAAGAUUGACCUGGAAGGAACACCGUUCAAUGUGGUGGCAUGUGAGUGAGCUGUGCAGCCUAGCACACUUCCUCGCACGCUGCCUCUGGAGCAGAGAAGCAGGAGCAUGGUCACUGAGCCCAGAGGUUGAUUACGAAUCGGGAAAAUCUAGGAAACUGGCUUUGUUUUACCCAAACUGAAACCCAGUCACCUAAACUCCCUGAAUCCCAUGAUAAGCGGCUGAUUCCGUCCUUGUCUCCUCCAGGAGCAGCACCUUACAAUUAGGUGCCAGGUGCAGAGUAGAGGGAGUUGGACUGGAAAUCAUCACGCCUGGUUCCCUCCUGCUGUUUGCCCUUGAACAAGCACUUCACCUCUCUGAGCCCCGUUGUCUUCAGUUUAGGGGUGAUGCGUUCUGCCUUGGCCACUGGUUGGUGGAGGAUCAGAAGUGUACAGUGAACAUGGGCUUGUCACCACUGCCAGAGGCUGUCCUGAGGAAGCAACACGGCUCCUGUAGUGACAGCCUCCCACCCCUGGGCACAGGAAUUGACUUUAAAAUUAGGACCAUAGAACUUGAUGGCAAGAGAAUUAAACUACAGAUAUGGGACACAGCUGGUCAGGAACGCUUCCGGACAAUCACAACAGCCUACUACAGGGGUGCGAUGGGCAUCAUGUUGGUCUAUGACAUCACCAACGAGAAGUCCUUCGACAACAUCCAGAACUGGAUUCGGAACAUUGAGGAGCACGCCUCUGCAGACGUUGAAAAGAUGAUUCUUGGGAACAAAUGUGACGUGAACGACAAGAGACAAGUUUCCAAGGAGCGGGGAGAAAAGCUGGCCCUGGACUAUGGAAUCAGAUUCAUGGAGACCAGUGCGAAGGCCAACAUCAAUGUGGAGAAUGCGUUUUUCACUCUCGCCAGAGACAUCAAAGCAGAAAUGGACAAAAAAUUGGAAGGCAACAGCCCCCAGGGGAGCAACCAGGGCAUCAAAAUCAUGCCAGACCAGCAGAAGAAGAGCAGCUUUUUCCGAUGUGUUCUGUGAGGAGCGAUGCCUUCCUCUGAGCCUCACUCAGCUGAGCGGACUGUGCCUGUCCUGAGUGAGCCCCUCGCCUGGCCGGGCUCCCCCUCCAAUGCCCCUGCCACGCGUGGCCACCAGGCCCACGGCUGCUACCAGAACACAAUCGAGAAAUUGUUUGUUUUAGUAAAUGUCUGAUCUUUUUCAACUUUG
This is a messenger RNA of Manis pentadactyla (Chinese pangolin), 2117 nucleotides long. RefSeq names its product RAB8A, member RAS oncogene family (gene RAB8A). The transcript has 8 exons. Bases 1353 to 1931 code for a protein of 192 amino acids. The record is from RefSeq and is a predicted model, not a curated record. NCBI's taxonomy places the organism in Eukaryota, Metazoa, Chordata, Mammalia, Pholidota, Manidae. Gene Ontology annotation, molecular function: GTPase activity; GTP binding. Gene Ontology annotation, cellular component: synaptic vesicle; plasma membrane; dendritic spine. Gene Ontology annotation, biological process: Golgi vesicle fusion to target membrane; regulation of exocytosis; protein localization to plasma membrane.